AUGGCUAAGUCAUCGGAAGAUCGACACCCUGUAAAGGCUUUUGGGUGGGCAGCCACUGACCCUUCAGGUGAUCUCUCUCCCUUCAAAUUCUCGAGGAGGGAAACAGGUGAUGAAGACGUGAGGUUUAAGGUGUUAUAUUGUGGGAUAUGCUACACUGAUCUUCACAGUAUCAAAAAUGAUUGGGGCAACUCUACCUACCCUUUGCUUCCUGGGUAUGAAAUCGUGGGAGAAGUGACAGAAGUAGGUGGCAAAGUAACGAAGGUAAAAGUGGGAGAUAAAGUUGGUGUUGGAGGCUUAGUUGGUACAUGUCACUCCUGCGAAAAUUGUUUAAAUGAUCUUGAAAUUUACUGUCCCAAAUUGAUACUCACGUACAACUCCAUACACACUGAUGGAACAAUCACAUAUGGGGGCUAUUCUGAUCAUAUGGUCGCCAAUCAACGCUACAUUGUCCGGUUCCCUGAUAACUUGCGACUUGCUGCUGGUGCUCCUCUACUUUGUGCUGGAAUUACAGUUUAUAGCCCCUUGAAAUAUUUUGGAUUAGCUGAAGCAGGGAAGCACGUAGGCGUUGUCGGCCUUGGUGGGCUUGGUCAUGUGGCUGUUAAAUUUGCCAAGGCUUUUGGAGCUAAAGUGACAGUAAUUAGUACCUCCCCAAGUAAGAUGAAAGAGGCUUUGGAACAUCUUGGUGCUGAUUCAUUUUUGGCUAGCCGUGACCCUCAACAAAUGCAGGCUGCCAUGGGUACAUUGGAUGGUAUUAUCGAUACGGUGUCUGCAGUCCAUCCACUUUUGCCAUUGCUCAGUCUAUUGAAGUCCAAUGGAAAGCUUAUAAUGGUUGGUGCCCCAGAAAAACCACUAGAGUUGCCUAUCUUUCCUUUACUUAUGGGAUUAAUAAAUGAUGUGACAACAGGAAGGAAGACAGUGGCUGGGAGUAUGGGUGGAGGUAUGAAAGAGACCCAAGAGAUGAUUGAUUUUGCAGCAAAACACAACAUAACGGCUGAUAUUGAAGUUAUUUCAAUGGACUACGUGAACACAGCUAUGGAGCGACUUGAUAAGGCGGAUGUUAGAUACCGAUUUGCCAUUGAUAUUGGGAACACCUUGGCAGCUACCAAGCCUUGAUGACUAAAUAGUAAGUAAGAGAGGGCAUUCUAACAAAGUAACAAGAAAAUAAAAAGUGUGGGAGA
Messenger RNA from Pistacia vera, 1178 nucleotides. RefSeq names its product 8-hydroxygeraniol dehydrogenase-like. The transcript has 5 exons. Gene Ontology annotation, biological process: lignin biosynthetic process. Gene Ontology annotation, molecular function: cinnamyl-alcohol dehydrogenase activity. The coding region runs from base 1 to 1113 and encodes 370 amino acids. NCBI's taxonomy places the organism in Eukaryota, Viridiplantae, Streptophyta, Magnoliopsida, Sapindales, Anacardiaceae. The record is from RefSeq and is a predicted model, not a curated record.